UGGAAGUCUGAGAGCACAACACCGAGUCCCAGAGAAGAUGAACAGUUGACGGGGGAAAAAAUCUAAACUAUAUGGGAAUGUGGCAAAUGUGUCUAUGGAGAUUACAUGGCGGUGUUCAUGGACUGACUGCUUCUACAGAGGGAUACUGAGUGUAUUGAAUGGAUGAUCAGGAUAGAGUUAGCCAAACAUCCAGCGUGGCAACCAUUUCCUACUUUCCCGUCAUGCAGGAAUGUGAUGGAAGGGUGCAAGCUUUUGGAAAAAGAUGUCAGUCUGCCAGGAGAGAUCCCAACUGCUCUGUGGUCAUCAGAGGAUGGCUCAACAAAAAAGACAGCUCUGGUUUGAAGCUAUGGAAGAGAAGGUGGUUUGUCCUCUCCAACUACUGUCUGUAUUACUAUAAAGACAGUAGAGAAGAGUCUGUGAUGGGUAGCAUCCCACUGCCGAGCUACAAAAUCCUGUUCUGCACACCACGGGAAUGCAAGAACAGAAAGUUCACAUUCAAGGUGGUGCACCAGGGAAUGCGUUCUUACUUCUUCAGCGCGGACACUCAGGAGGACAUGCUGGGUUGGGUCCGAGCCCUCAGUCAGUCUGCUGCAAUGGAGUCCAACAGCUCCCUUAACAGGCGCUGCUCAAGUUAUCAGGACUUCACACAGAUAGGUGGCAGCACUGAAUCAGUGGAUUUCCCAAGAACCCCCUCUGAUGGAGACGAUCCUUCCCAGAGACACAGGAACGUCAGCAGGACUCUGAGCGAACCGAGCCACCUCGCUGGUGGGAGGAUGGGGACGUCGCGCUCGGAGCCGAGGGGGAGGCGGAGUGUGCGUCAGAGAAACAGCAGAACACCCAGCCCUCCUGAAUUUAGCAGAAGAAGAGCUUGUGGUCCACACCAAGAGGAAGACUAUCUUCCUGGUCAAAUCACACCACCCAUGCAGACAGAAAUGAUCAGAACAGGUUCUUUGAGCUCAAGAGGUCAGCUGGGGUCGCGACCUCACACACCGGUGGGAAGGGUUGACAUUCGGCCUAACGACGACUCUACCAUGGGGCCAAAUACUCUGUACUAUGCACCUGCCUCCCCUCAGCUGGAGUUCAAAUCCACUCCGACCACUCCAGUCACGGAAAGAUGGCAGAACAUAAGCAAGCCUGUACCCACCUAUGGGUCUGUCCUCCAUAUCUCGAGUGGGAGACGACCUUUAGGAAAGAGCUGCUCUACAGGGGCACAUGCAGACUUACUGCCCCCUUUGCCCCCCUCAGCCAGGGCCCCAAAUGCUCCCCAGCACCCACACCACCAUCACCACCACCAUCAUCACCAUCACCGCAGCAAUUUGUCUGUUUGUGUGCUACCGCAAGCUAUGCCUCCAAAGCCUGAAACCCCCCCAAUCAGGCCUCUUGAAAGUGAUGCAGACGUUGUGUUGACAAGGUUGUGUGGGUGUGACAAGCUGCUCCAGUCUCUUUCUGUAGAGCUGGCCCAGCUGCAAAUGGAUAAGGAUAGCGUCCAGUGUGCAUUAGAGGUGUCCAGACUGCAGCUGGAGGAGUGGAAAAGUCAGGGGCCGAGGGCACAGGAAGAGGCACUUACCCAGAAGGCUUUGCUGCAGGAAGAGCUGGUCACAAUCAGGGCCAAAAUGUGUGAUGUAUCAUUGGAAAUGGAAAGGGUGUGGAGUCAAUAUGAAAGAAUGGAGAGUGAACUGUGGGUUAUACGUUCACAACUGCAGCACAUCUGUAACUUUGGAGUGCCACAGGACCAGUCUCAGGCCCAGAGAGAGCUGUGGAUGAUGGAGGACAUCCUGGCUGGACUAAAGAUCAACAGGGAUCACUUCCGCUUCCUACUGGGACUGCAGAGGCACCACUGUAAGAAUCUGCUUUCCGUCACUGUCAUGCUGAGAGUCUGA
Molecule: messenger RNA, 1880 nt
Organism: Notothenia coriiceps (black rockcod)
Lineage: Eukaryota; Metazoa; Chordata; Actinopteri; Perciformes; Nototheniidae
Product: pleckstrin homology domain-containing family A member 4-like
Exons: 15
Coding region: 159-1880 (573 amino acids)
Source: RefSeq, a predicted model, not a curated record